Molecule: messenger RNA, 1968 nt
Organism: Microthlaspi erraticum
Lineage: Eukaryota; Viridiplantae; Streptophyta; Magnoliopsida; Brassicales; Brassicaceae
Source: the annotation of a GenBank genome assembly
AUGGGAACUUCUCAGAGUCGGGAAGAUCAGAUCACCGAUUCGGAUACUGAUUCCGAGUCCGAGUACUAUGAAGACAAAGACGAGGAUCAGUCCGAUGACGAAGAUGUCUCGAAGAAGCUAGGAUCGUCGUCUGCUUAUGGCUCAAACCUCGCGAGACCAUCUGAUUCUUCUUCUUCGGGACCAUCCGAUGCCUCGAUUCUCGAAGUUGAGCAGAAGCUAAGCGCCUUAAAGCUGAAAUAUUCAUCAUCCGCAUCAUCCGCAACGCCCGGUAUGAAAAACGCGGUGAAGCUCUACCGCCAUAUCGGUGGAAACACGCCCAAAUCGAAAUGGAUCAUCUCUGAUAAACUGACAUCGCACAAGUUCGUCAAGUCUUCGUCGGCGGACGGAGAGGAUCUCGACGAUUACGAUGAUGGUGAAGAAUCAAGCGAGCGAGGUGAGUCCUUUUGGGUUCUGGGCGUUGGCUCUAAGGUUAAAGCUAGAGUUUCGACGGAUAUGCAGUUGAAAAUGUUUGGGGACCAGCGUAGAGUUGAUUUCGUGAGUAAUGGAGUUUGGGCUUUGAGGUUCUUGACGGAUGAGGAUUAUAGGAGGUUCGUUACAAGGUUCCAGGACUAUCUGUUUGAGAAUGUGUAUAAGGUCAAGGCAACAGAGGCGAAUAAGAUUAAAGUCUAUGGGAAAGAUUUCAUGGUUUGGGCUAAUCCAGAGGCUGCUGAUGAUACUCUGUGGGCGGAUGCUGAAGCUCCACCGGAGGAAGAGGAGCUUCAGGGGAAGAAGGAAACGGAUUUGACUGAAGAGUUUGAAGAAGUGGCUAAUGGUGGAGUGCAGAGUUUGGCUUUAGGAGCUCUGGCGAAUUCGUUCUUGGUGAAUGAGUCAGGGGUUCAGGUUUACAGGAACAUGGAGCGUGGGAUUCACAGGAAAGGUGUGUGCGUGAGAUUCGAUUCUGGAAACUCGAGAUUCGCAUCGGGUUCGAGCCAGACGACACCAAACAAGGCGCUUUUGAUGAGGGCAGAGACUAAUAUGAUGCUGAUGAGUCCGGCUAAACAAGGGAAUCCACAUUCUAGCGGUGUGAAGCAGCUUGAUAUUGAGUCUGGGAAGAUUGUUACGGAAUGGAAGUUCGAGAAAGACGGGACUGAGAUUUCGAUGAGAGACAUAACGAAUGAUACAAAAGGGUCGCAGCUAGAUCCAUCAGAGUCUACGUUUCUGGGGUUAGAUGACAAUAGGCUGUGUCAAUGGGACAUGAGGGACAGUAGAGGGAUAGUGCAGAGCAUUGAUUCUCCCAUCUUGGAAUGGACUCAGGGACAUCAGUUUUCGAGGGGUACGAAUUUCCAGUGUUUUGCGACUACAGGAGAUGGAUCAAUCGUUGUGGGAUCGCUUGAUGGGAAGAUAAGGCUGUACUCGAAGACCUCAAUGAGAAUGGCGAAGACGGCUUUCCCAGGGCUUGGCUCACCGAUAACUCAUGUGGACGUUUCUUAUGAUGGGAAAUGGAUUCUUGGGACGACGGAUACGUACUUGGUUCUUGUUUGCACCCUUUUCACUGACAAAGAUGGUCGGACGAAAACUGGUUUUAGCGGAAGGAUGGGGAACAAAAUACCAGCUCCGAGGCUGCUGAAGCUAACACCACUUGAUUCACACUUGGCAGGGAAAGAUAAUAAGUUUCACGGCAGUCACUUCUCAUGGGUAACGGAGAGUGGGAAGCAAGAGAGGCACAUCGUAGCAACGGUGGGGAAGUUCAGUGUGAUAUGGGACUUGGAGCGGGUGAAGAACAGUGGACACGAGUGCUAUAGGAACCAGCAAGGGCUCAAGAGCUGUUACUGCUACAAGAUCUUGUUGAAGGAUGAGUCAAUUGUGGAGAGCAGAUUCAUGCACGACAACUUCUCCUUCUCCGGUAACAAAUCUUCUCCAGAAGCUCCGCUUGUGGUUGCCACUCCUCAGAAAGUUAGCUCCAUCAGUCUCUCCGGGAGACGACUGUAG